AUGGCUCGGCCUAUUCUUACUCUGAAAUUUCUCGGCCCUUUCUCUGGUAUGUCGCGGAGAGGCGGCCUCAUUGGCUCAGGGGCAGAGCGUCUGUCUAGUAAACAGAAGGUCGCUGGUUCGAUUCCAGCAUGA
Messenger RNA from Brugia malayi, 132 nucleotides. RefSeq lists its product as uncharacterized. NCBI's taxonomy places the organism in Eukaryota, Metazoa, Nematoda, Chromadorea, Rhabditida, Onchocercidae. The record is from RefSeq and is a predicted model, not a curated record. The transcript is spliced from 2 exons. Bases 1 to 132 code for a protein of 43 amino acids.